AAGAUGUUCUUCGUCCUCUGUAUCUCUGUCGUCCUCGGCUUUGCGGCGGGACAGUUACGAACCGAACCAGCUAAACAAUACUAUAGAGAGCUUGGCUGUACUGAGCUAGAAGGGGAAACAAACGCCUACAACUGCAGUUCCCUGGCUGAACUAAGUGAGACAAAAAAGUGUUUCCACAAUCACAAAUCAUAUAAAGUUAAAGAUGUGAUCAAAGGGGAUGACAUUGGCUAUCCUUGUGCUUAUGAAUGCAUCUGUCAGAAAGGUUACAAAUCCAAAAACGCUAACUGGCAAUGUGUACACAUCGAGUGUCCAGACCUCUUCAACCCACCAAAACCAGACUGCAUCAGGUUAUAUACACAUGAAAAAUGCUGUUCCGAAAAAACCUAUUGUCCUGCCACUGAUCCACCAAUGCCUCACACAUGUGAAUACAAGGGAGUAUCUUAUGUAGAAGGUCAAAAAUUUGUGGAUGGAUGCAAGAACUGUAUUUGCCAGAAAGGAUUUAAUGGAACAUUGGUUGAACCGUUUUGCAAACCAAUUACUUGUGAAUUUUAUCUACACUACAGUGAUUACAUUCAAGACGGCUGUGUUCCAACAUAUUAUGAACCCAAUGAUUGCUGCCCUGUCCCUAUUUGGAGAUGCCCCCAAGAAUCUGAUGUUGUCAUUACUCAGAAAAACAUUGAAGAUCAAUCAGGUUUGAAAUGCAAAUUUGGCAAUCUGGAAUUGGCUAUUGGAAAUAUGCUGUCGCCCUCGGAAGAAAAUAAGUGUGUAGAAUGUUCGUGCCAAGUUCCACCCCACCUGACAUGUCUCAUGAAUACAACAUGCUACUCACAACAUUAAAACAAUUAUAGAUAUAUUUAAUAAUGUCAAAACCUUCAUAUAGAUUAUAAUAGCUAGAGAAAAACAAAAAUAGUUUCUUAAAAAAGUACUUUAUUUUCUAACUACUCUGAUUUUUUAACUGUUGAAUAUGUUAGAUAUUUAAAUAUGUUUGAAUACAAAAAUACAGUUUCAAUAAAAAGACAAAUUUAGUUUAAUAGAUAACACCGAUAUUCUAAUAUAUAGGUUUUUAUGAAAUCAAAGUCUGUUUUUAAUAAUAAAACUUUUUCAUAAAGGUUUUUUUGUUCAUUAAACUUUUAUACUUCAAAAUCAAAAAUAAAAGUAUAAUUAUAAAUCUUAC
Messenger RNA from Nezara viridula (southern green stink bug), 1174 nucleotides. The record is from the annotation of a GenBank genome assembly. Lineage: Eukaryota; Metazoa; Arthropoda; Insecta; Hemiptera; Pentatomidae.